CGCGUGUACUGGAAACUCCUCUGUACAAGGGCAUACAUAUACAGUCUGCCUCCGAUUCCAAUCGAACCCUAAUUCCCUCUCUCCGUUCUCCUAAUUCCCUGUCUCCGUUCUGUCUGUCCUGGAGGGGAAGAGUUCUUAUUGCAGGAGAGAGCCAACAGAUUGCUCCCGGUAUUCUUCAAUUAGAAUCGCAUUGCCUCUGCCGCCCCGCCCCCGAGUGAUCAAAGUAGGGUAGAUUUCUUUUGAGGAAAAGGAUUUAGGGUUAUAUAUAUAGCGCCGUGGUGGGGUUGCCAGUGGAGGUGGUGGUGAAGGGGGAAGGAACUCAAAUUUGACAAUGCUGGAAAACUCUAGCUCCGAUUCACUUGCCUCCGCUGCCGGCGCUGCUGCCGUCAAGCGUUACGCUCCUCCUAACCAACGGCAUCGAUCGCUGGGGAGACGUAAAUCUGGAGGAGAACGACUGGAACGUGCUAGUAGCUAUGCAAAUGAUGUGGAGAGGAAUUCUAUUGGGCCCCCCAAGAGUGGUCCAAUAGCGGAUCAUGGGGACUCUGCUUAUAACAACCGCACUGGUGAAAGUCUUCGCGUAAAGUUAAUUCCUUUACAAGGGUGUCACAGUAGUGAAGCUUCUCAACUACUGAACAACCGUUGGGAAGCUGCUGUGAAUGCACUCAACAAUUUGCCAGAAGAUUCAGCUGAGAGACCAGUCCUUUAUACAGCAAAAGGUACACCGGCUUGGGGUCAAGCAUAUCUUCCGCACUUGGUGAUGCAGCCUGCAGGGGUGUCUACCGGCUUGCAGAGAGAUUUCCUGAGUGAACUCCAGCAGGCAAUGCAGAAUGCAAAUUCUGGUCCGAAUGCCUAAACCAAUCACCUCAAGCAACAUACUUUUGUUCAGUGAAUCUGGGAUCACCUUGAUCCAUAAGAUUUGAACUUCAUGUUUUUGCUCAUUAUCUUUCUUGUUCCAUUGCUAUUUAUUGAAGCCGAAGUAUCCCUAGCAUACUGCUGCUAGUUGUGUGCUUUUGUGCAUCCUUAUUACCAUGCUGUGUUAUUACAUGCAUAAAAACAUUGUCUUGGCUGUGUUACA
Molecule: messenger RNA, 1075 nt
Organism: Andrographis paniculata
Lineage: Eukaryota; Viridiplantae; Streptophyta; Magnoliopsida; Lamiales; Acanthaceae
Exons: 6
Coding region: 332-853 (173 amino acids)
Source: RefSeq, a predicted model, not a curated record